Molecule: messenger RNA, 3339 nt
Organism: Venturia canescens
Lineage: Eukaryota; Metazoa; Arthropoda; Insecta; Hymenoptera; Ichneumonidae
Exons: 3
Coding region: 494-2092 (532 amino acids)
Biological process (GO): apoptotic process involved in development; phosphatidylserine exposure on apoptotic cell surface; engulfment of apoptotic cell
Cellular component (GO): plasma membrane
Source: RefSeq, a predicted model, not a curated record
ACACUCGCGAAGCGUCGCUCGACGACGCGAGAACGUCUUGCUUUAACCAAUAGUUUUUGUCUACAUGUUUAUUUUUUUCCCCCUUAUUGUUUAUCGACGUUCCCGAAGUUUACUGCUCUAUUUAUCAUUUUCGUGCGUGUAAAAUUUGUUUUUUCGUUCAAACUAAUUGGCAUUCAGUGAAUUAUGUUUGUGCCUUAUUUCGUAAUCAAGGACAUCAGUGAUGUGUGCUCCGAAACGAUAAGUGAAGUAUUUGGUAUCGAAACCUUGUCGAGGCGUGUGUACCUUGCAGGUAAUGCAGUGGCACUCGUCAGUGGGAAAUCACCAUUUGGAUAGAAUGACGCCCCGAAAAAAUGAGUCUUUCGAUUCCGUUUGAAAAGCCAUUAAAAAUUGAUCGUAAGCAGCGCUCCUAGCGUUCCUAACCUCAAAAGUCGGAUCGUUAAAAUCGGUGAGAAAAAAAGUGAAAGAAUAAAAGUUUCGUGAUAAGAAACUCAGAAUGGCAACGGGUCCGAUUUGUCAGCGGAAGCCAGCGCGCUGUUUGAAAGUCCCGCUCAAAUCGACCGAGCAAAUUUAUUUAGUAUUUCUAAUGCCAAUCCUGUUCGGUUGUGCCGUGUACGUAAUAAAUUUCGCGGCAGAUUUCGUCGUCGCGAUACAACACUAUCGCGAGGGUCAUCCAUUUUGGGCUAUUGCCACAAUCGCUUUGAUGUACGCACCGGCUUUUGUUUAUUUCGCGCUUACCGUAUCGCGUCCCGACUGGUGGAUGACCGAGGACGAGUCGAUCAAAGACGGCGUGCUCGCAUGGUUCGCCAUGCAAAUAUUGCAGCUUCUAGCCUUUCCUUUGUUCGCGCUGUACCGAUACGCGAGUCUAAUUGUUCUCGCGAUCGACGCUACGAUGCUCAACGGUGAGGAAAGAACGAGAACCCUCAACAUGGCGGCAGCACCAGCGGCCAUCGAAUUGUACUUUUUUCUCCAGGCCUGGUUUCAAGCAGCCCCACAAGCUGUUUUUCAAACUCAUCUAUUGUUUCGUGAAUACACUAAUGAACGUACACAUCAGACAGUUGUCGUCCACAUGCUGUGCAUCCUCAUGUCGAUCGUAGUAAUGUCAAUGGAGACAGCGUCGUUUCAGCGGUUCGAGAGCCAGCGCAUAAACGGUAGGAGAUUGCCCUGGGCGACGUGGUUGAAAAAGUACCGUGAGCAGGAGAGCGGUAAUCAGGACGAGAAAAAACCGCUGCAGGUGGAAAUGACAUCGUCGACGGUGCGUAGUUCCGUGGCCCCGUUGAUCGAGGCGGAAGAGACGUCGCCGGAGGGGGAAAUCGGAGGAGAGAGGGAGGCAGCGGUGUCGAGGCAGAAUUUGGAGCGUCAGGUAUCGAUGACGCCGCCGUUGCCGCCGAAGAAUCUUCAAGUGAAACCACCCCCGGCGCCGAUAAGGGGCUUGACGAGCGUGGCGUCUUUACCGGUGCCGGAAAUGCCCGCUCCCCCAAGGCCGGACUCCAUAGUCCGGGAACCGGAGGCUCCGGCUUCCGAUAGGCGCGUUAACAUCGCCGAGGCUCCCAGCGACGAUGAGACUGCCAGGAAAAUUCGUAAUUUGCGAAUACCCCAAAGAAAGUACUCCGUUAAGGGCCUCGACGAGGACGAUCCGGCCGGGAAAUUCGUCGCUUUCGUGUGGUGGUUCUUCUUCAUCGUUGCACGAGUUUUCUCCGUCGCUAUUUUCUACGAAUUUUAUCCAAUGUGGCUCCUCGGUCUUCUCGCCACUCAUUAUCUCCUCAUGGUCGCUUACAUUCUCUACAACGCCAAGUAUUACGACGUCACCAACUUUUUUCUCACCCUCUGGCUCGGCUUCGUUUAUCUCUUCUGCGUCAUCGAGUACAGAGUCAAAUUCAAAUACGCAGAUAUCUCACUCCUCGUUUAUUACACCUUCGUCAUCCUCCAAAACGCCGUUAUCACCGUCACCUGGUUCGUCCUCGCCGAGUGGAACGGAUUCUGGUACACUUACAUGUUCUUCUCGAUCAUCGUCAGCAUGGCUUUGUGCUUCAUGUCCGCUGGUGUCUACGCACUUUUACUGAAACCAAAGAAACGACGAGUUUACGCCAGUUGACAAUUUCCACAAUAAUUCGUCGCACUAUUCCUUACUCACAGUCUCCGAUCGUUCGAUCUUAGCGCUUUCAUUUAAGGCUGUUCCGUGCAAACAUCUCGAUCGAUCAUCCCACUUUGCCCGGGCUCCUGUGCCAUUUAGAAAAUAAUUUCGAAAGCACCGCCACCCAGUUUUCUCGCAACUUUCAUUGAAGAGAUUUUUGUGAACAAACAUUUCAAACAAAACUCGAUUUUCGAUCGAGCACGACGAGUGCAACGUUCUUAAUUAUUUUUUAUUUUUAUAACACGGAACAUCGUUUUUCGGUGAAUCCACGACUGAAUAAUUUUUUAUAUUAUUUUUCAUUGAGUUUUUUUUUUGUUCAAUUGUAUAGUUUUUUCAAUCAAAUCGUUCUCUUCGAACUUCAAUUGUAAAUUGAGUACUACGAGAGAAUUUUUAAAUGUGGAAGAAUACAUUUGUUUGACAAUUGUUUUUUUCGUUAUACCGUUGUACGUAUAAAAGCAAUUUAUAUUUAAAUUUAAACUAGAACGUAAGAUUCGAUAUCGCUAAUUAGUUUUUUUACUUCAAACAUAUUUAUUUAUUGAUAAGCUAAUUAUAGUACAAUACGAAUGUAAAAUUAGAGGAUAAAAAACAAAAACAUUUAUUUCCCACCCAAACGAAAUUUUAAGCUAUUUAUGUAUAAAUAUUUAUAUAUUUGCACACGAGAUAUCGUGGGUCAAAGGUCAUCAUGUAAAUUCAGAACGAAAUUCCCCCACCAGAUGAGCUGUUCAUCCCUGGGAAUCGAUAAUUGACGUUUGAGACGUAAGAUAAUUUUGAACAGCAUUGCCCAUCGAAACGAUUGAAGAUAGAGCAAAAAUACAAGAGACCAAUUUUGUUGAGAAUAAAAUAUUCUAAAAAAAAAGUCCUCAGAUGCUUUCGCGUAUCAUUAAUAUUUCAGCCCCGGGAGCAGCUCAAAGUGGAACGUGUCAAACUGACAUUUGUAAAAGCUGAUUGGUUUUCAAAGUGCUAUCUCACAUAAAAAAUACCGAAGCUUCAGGGAUGUCGCUGGGGACUUUUUCGAAGGAAAUUUCCUGCUCCACCACUUUUGCUCUAUCUCUCAACGUUUGAGCAAUAUCUAGCCCAGAAGCUAUCGGUUCUGUCAAUUUUUCACUCGUAAUUCAGUUGAAGAAAAAUUUCCAUUGAUGACUCUUUAACCUUCGAUAUCCCGUAAAAAAUGUAUGUAUAAUUCAAUUAAAUAAUUGCCUGGCAGCAAA